Messenger RNA from Malania oleifera, 2852 nucleotides. Its product is annotated as diacylglycerol kinase 2. Gene Ontology annotation, molecular function: ATP-dependent diacylglycerol kinase activity. Bases 292 to 2445 code for a protein of 717 amino acids. The transcript has 8 exons. Lineage: Eukaryota; Viridiplantae; Streptophyta; Magnoliopsida; Santalales; Ximeniaceae. The record is from RefSeq and is a predicted model, not a curated record.
AUUUCAUUUAGGUCACUACGUCCAACGAUUUUCUCUCUCCAUCUCUCAAUUUUCCCUCCCUGUUUGAUGAACGUAGCGACAAAAUCUUCCCUCCACUCUCUCUCUCUGCUGGCACAGAAUGGUUACUUCAUUCAGAAUCGAUCAGAUUGAACCAGUGCUAGACGCAUCAAACGCCUUUCCGAGGUCGAUUUCGUCGUCAGGAAGGUUUAGUUCACAAUUUGUUUGGUGCUGGAUUUCAAAUUGGAGGCUGUUUAAGGGAUUUGAGAAUGAAGAUUGUGAACUAGGUUUAUAAUGUUUAAUUUUGAUAUGUCAGUCCUGAAUUUGAUGACCAACUCAGAUGCUUCUGGUCCCUUUGUUUUUGGAUGGUUGGUCGCUGCAUCAUUUGGACUUCUAGCUAUUUUAUGUGCAUUCUUUAAAUGGCAGAGAAGGACAUCACUUAAAUGGGUUAAAGCUGCUGCUAGAGCAAAGAAAGAAGUGUGGAAGAAGCUAAAAGUUCCUUUGUCACAUCACUUAUGGAUGGAGGAUUUUACUUGUUGUGAACAGCCUUCCACAUGCUGUGUUUGCUUGACGUCUUUGGUGUCUCCACAAACCUCAGGUACAAAAUCAGCAGGGCAAAAUCCUGUUCACCGUUGUUCUGUGUGUGGUGUAGCAACGCAUUUCCGUUGUUCUCAGUUUGCAGCAAAGGAUUGCAAGUGUGUAGCACAAGCUGGUUUUAGCCAUGUUCAACACCACUGGUCAGAAAGAUGGAUCAACAUGGGUGAUAAUCCUGAGAUGUCUGCUUUCUGCUUAUACUGUGAUGAACCUUGCGGUGUUCCUUUUCUAGAUGAUUCUCCUUUGUGGCACUGUCUAUGGUGUCAGCGCCUUGUACAUGUUGAGUGCCAUGCCAAAAUGUCGAAAGAAUCUGGUGAUGUUUGUGAUUUGGGUCCUCUUAGAUGGGCUAUCCUUUCUCCAAUCUGUGUGAAAGAAAUUAAUGAUGAAUUUACUGGAGGUAGACUGCUGAGUUCUAUGAGGGAAGAAAUUAUAACAUCUUCUGUUUGUGGGCAGAUUAGAAGAAGACGCCACAGGAGCAAACGUGGUAGUGCUUGUUCCAUUAAUGGUAGGUUACAUGAUGCUUCAGCAGCCAAUACAGCCCUGGAGUAUGUGCUUCAUGGGCUUGUUGGUUUGAAGAAAUCCAACAGUGAGAAAAAUUAUGACCAAAUAUUGAAGGAACAUGACAGUGCGCUUGGUGUCAAGGGCACUCAAAUUGUACCAAUACAGAAAAAGGGUGGCGCUAUUGUCUAUGCUUGGGUAAAGAAGUACAAAUUAGUGGACUUGCCUCAUGAUGCAAGACCUCUUCUAGUUUUCAUCAAUACCAAGAGUGGAGCUCAAUAUGGGCCCUCUCUCCGGAGGAGAUUGAACAUGCUUUUGAAUCCUGUGCAGGUUUUUGAACUUAGUUCUACUCAAGGUCCAGAAGCCGGUUUGAAGUUGUUUAGCACUAUGCAAAAUUUUAGAGUUUUGGUCUGUGGUGGUGAUGGUACUGUGGCUUGGGUCCUCGAUGCGAUUGAGCGACACAAUUUUGAAUCACCUCCAUCUGUUGCUAUUCUUCCUCUGGGCACAGGAAAUGAUUUAUCAAGGGUUUUGCAAUGGGGUAAGGGUCUGUCUAUAGUCAAAGGGCAAGGUGGAUUGAGCACAAUUCUGCACGACUUAAACCAUGCGGCAGUUACAAUGCUGGAUCGCUGGAAAGUUAAUAUCAGGGAGGAAAACUUGGACAGUGAUUCAAAUACAAUGCAAUCCAAGUUCAUGAUGAAUUAUUUAGGUAUUGGAUGUGAUGCAAAGGUUGCCUAUGAGUUUCAUAUGAGUCGGGAGGAGAAUCCUGAGAAGUUCUAUAAUCAGUUUGUGAAUAAGCUGUGGUAUGCCAAAGAAGGUGCGCGGGAUAUAAUGGACCGAACUUGUGCCGACUUACCAUGGCAAGUCUGGCUUGAAGUUGAUGGGAGAGACGUUGAGAUUCCAAAGGAUGUUGAAGGUUUAAUUGUGCUUAAUAUUAGCAGCUAUAUGGGUGGGGUAGAUCUUUGGCAGAAUGAUUAUGAUCAUGAUGAUGAUUUUGAUCUCCAGUCUAUACACGAUAAGAUGCUUGAGGUUGUAUGCAUUUGUGGUGCAUGGCACCUAGGCAAAUUGCAGGUUGGGCUUUCACAAGCCAGGAGGUUAGCUCAAGGAAGAACAAUAAGAAUUCAUGCUUCUAGUCCUUUCCCAGUUCAAAUAGAUGGGGAACCAUUUAUCCUGCAGCCUGGCUCUUUAGAAAUAACACAUCAUGGGCAGGUGUUUAUGUUGAGGAGGGCGUCGGAGGAGCCCAGAGGUCAUGCGGCUGCAAUUGUGACAGAGGUCUUGGUUGAUGCCGAGUGCAAAGCUAUCAUUGAUGCGUCUCAAAAGAAAUUACUUCUCCAGCAGAUGGCCCUUCAUCUAUCUUGAUUUUAGUACUUCCCCUUCCCGCCCUUGUUGCCCCACUCUGUUGGUUUCCACGUUUGGCUACUUUAGAUGCUCGCCCAGAAAAACAGAGGAAAAAAUAAAAAGAAAGAACAGGAAAAAAGAUGCUUGCACAUUUCUUUUUGCCAUUUUUUUGGGGGUGGGGGGUUUCAAACUGAUUUUUCUGGGGGCAGUCUGUAAAUCCAUGACAGGUUUAUCAAUAUAGGGGAGAGAGAAAAUAUGUAAGCAUAUGCUGCAACGAAUGAAUUUUUGGGUUUGCUGCUCAGAGAAUUGGAUGAAAUUUUUUUAACAUUUUUAUGUCAUUGUAUGUACAAAGAGCAAAAGGUUGAUUUUUUGAAGUUCUAUUUGAUUGCUUUAAAAUAAUACAAGAGUUCUAAGGAGGAUUGUGGAAA